Molecule: messenger RNA, 1191 nt
Organism: Laccaria bicolor S238N-H82
Lineage: Eukaryota; Fungi; Basidiomycota; Agaricomycetes; Agaricales; Hydnangiaceae
Exons: 5
Biological process (GO): tRNA methylation
Molecular function (GO): tRNA (uridine) methyltransferase activity
Source: RefSeq, a predicted model, not a curated record
UUCGAAAUAGCCAUCUCGCAGCUCAUCCACCAUCCCGAAUACAACUCGACUUUGAUCUUGAGAUCGGAAGUUGUUGAAGAGACAGAGUCAGAUUUCGUGGAGGCGGUUCCACGUUUGGAGGGAUACCACCCUGUCCAAUGUAUUCAUCGCCGACUGCUUCCAAGAAGACCAGGAAGAGAUGCGGCUUUGGAGCAAUACUGUUCCCUGCAUGCUUCCGAGUCCGGAAACCCACACACGCUUAUCCUUACCCCCAUUUUGGCACCAGGCGCGUCCCUACCCUACUACCAUCCCUCCGUAUCGCACCUUGCAUUCCGCUACAUCCAUUCGCCCAUGAACACCGAUACAUCCCCCAGACUGCGCAUCGAAGCGCUCCCUCUGCCGGAUACCCCAACGGAUCUAAACUCCCGAUUGUACCGCACCUGCCUAGCCCUCCUAGACACGCUCCACCGAUACGGAUGGGGUGCGAUGACGAAUUACAAGAAACGGGUCCAGCACGACUGCUUAGUCUCGCGGGAGGCUUAUCAGGAUUUGUACCUGGUUAUGAGGGAGCGACACAAAGGGCUGGUGGAUACGUGGCAGGAAGUUACGGAUCCGUUGAAGCAUGUUUUUGAGGAUAUUGGGAUCGCAACGUACUUGAUGCUCUUGUGGAAGGAUACCUUCUCGACUUCGGGAUCAACUGUGAGCUGGCCGCGACCACCUGGGGGCUUCUUAGAUCUGGGAUGCGGAAAUGGACUCCUCACGCACAUCCUCACAGCAGAAGGCUACGUGGGCUCAGGCGUUGAUCUUCGGGCACGUGCGUCCUGGUCACACUACCCCGUUGAAACUCAAGCCCAGCUGCACGUCCACGCUUUCGACCCCACUGACGACGCUCUGGAUCCAUCCUUCAUCAGCCUCAGAAACGCGUUCAUCAUUGGCAAUCACGCCGACGAACUAACGCCCUGGGUCCCAGUCCUGGCAACGCUGCACGAUGCAGCUGGGUACCUCUCCAUCCCGUGCUGUACGUGGAACCUUAACCUUGGUGGGGAUGGGAGCAACGGUAGCUCGUAUUCGAUGUAUCGCAUCUGGCUGGCAACGCUGAGUGUGCACUGCGGGUGGGCCGUGGAGUGUGAGACGUUGAGGAUUCCCAGUACGAGGAAUUGGGCAGUUGUUGGUGUGUUGUUGCGUCGUUCUUUCUGCUCUAUCUCGUGCUGA